This is a messenger RNA of Cygnus atratus (black swan), 2695 nucleotides long. It is a transcript of the gene IFT74, whose product is annotated as intraflagellar transport 74. Lineage: Eukaryota; Metazoa; Chordata; Aves; Anseriformes; Anatidae. The coding region runs from base 152 to 1948 and encodes 598 amino acids. The record is from RefSeq and is a predicted model, not a curated record. Gene Ontology annotation, biological process: cilium assembly; intraciliary transport involved in cilium assembly. Gene Ontology annotation, molecular function: beta-tubulin binding. The transcript is spliced from 20 exons. Gene Ontology annotation, cellular component: centrosome; intraciliary transport particle B; cilium.
UGAGGGGUGUAAGCAGUGUUGCUGGGAUACCCGUGGCGGUGCGCGACAUGGCGGUGUCGGCGGGCUGCUGAGGGGCCCGGGGCCAGCGGGUGCGAGGGGCCCGGCCGUCACCAAGGCGUCCCACAAGGGAGGGAUUCAAAAGGAAACAAAUAUGGCCAGUGGUCACAGACCUCCCAUAGCUCGGCCCUCUUCAAGAGCAGGAAUGGGGCUGACAGCAAGGCCAACCUCUUCAGCACGGACUCCAUCAGCAACCAGGAUAGGAACAGCGAUGCCUCCUAGUACAUCAAGACCUGGUUCUCGUGGUGGUUCUGCGACUGCUAGCGGAAUCUUGUCAUCUCAGAUUAAAGUUGCAGACCGCCCAGUGACACAGCAAGGAUUAAGUGGAAUGAAAACUGGAAUGAAAGGUCCUCAGAGACAGAUAAUGGAUAAAACGUAUUAUCUGGGACUGCUGAGGAGCAAAACAAAUGAACUCACAACAGAAAUUAACAAGCUGCAGGAAGAAGUAGAAAUGUACAAGCAAGAGAAAUCUGUCUACUUGUCAUAUGAAAAAAGGGCAGAGGCUUUAGCUGGUGAAAUCAAAGAAUUUCAAGGUCAGCUAGCAGACUACAACAUGGUUGUGGAUAUACUUAACACCAAUACAGACGUUGCAGAAGUGAUUCAUGAUUACAAUAUGUUAAAGGUUCAGAAUGACCGAGAUGCUCAGAGUGUGGAUAAAAUUUUCACAGAAAGACAAGCCACAGAAAAGUUAAUUCAAGCUGUGGAAGAAGAUAUUGAACGUGAAAAAGUCGUAGCAGAUGACAUAAUAAAAGACAUGUCUCCAGAAAAUCAAGCUAAAUAUAUGGAGAUGAAGACUGCAAAUGAAAAACUCUCCCAGGAGUUGAUUGUUCAACAGCAGGAAUUGGAUGCACUAAACAUGAAGGAGGAGUCUCUAAGAGCUGAAAUAGCACACUCCCUGGUGAAACAGGAGGCUGUGCAGCUGUAUGAAAAGCUCCAUGAGCUUGAGGAACGUCGAAAUCAAAUGAUUGCUGAGGACAGGAACAUGGAAUCUCCGCAGGAGGAAAGAGAGAGAUUACUAAAGCAGGUUAAAGAAGAUAGUCAAGAAAUAGCAAGUAUGGAAAGACAGCUGGCAGAAGUAAAAGAAAAAACAAACCACUUUAAAAAGGUUAUUCAACAACUUGAUAUGGAUUUGGAGAAUCAUCAAGGAGAGGAAAAUUGGAAAUACAAGGAGCUGAAGAAGAGAGAAGAAAGCAUGGACAAUUUUCUUGAGAGUUUUGAAGACGUGAAGAAUCAAGAGCUAGAACGAAAGGCCCAAAUAGAAGCCAAUAUUAUUGCACUCCUGGAGCACUCAAGCAGGAAUGUGAAUUGUAUGAAACAAAUUUCAUCUGUUACCAAUCAAGAGUUGAAGAUUAUGCAGGAAGACCUCACUUUCAAAUCAAAUGAAAUGCAGAAGUCACAGAGUACUGCAAAGAAUCUGAUUACAGAGAGUCAAAAAUUGCAGAUGGACCUGCAGAAGAUGGAACUCCUGGAGGGAAAGAUGACUGAUGAACUGGCUUCUCUUAAAGAGAAAAUAGAACAAACAACAGCAGAGUUGGAAGUCUAUAAUAAUUUGCCAGCUCUGAAAGCAUCAGGAGAAGAGAAGAAAAAGAGACUACAGGAUGACAAAGAAAAAUUAACAAAACGUAGUAAUGCUUUCAAGAAAAUAAUGGAACUCUUGAAUGCAGAGUACGAGACCCUAAAAAGAGAGCUUCAAGAGAAUGAGACACAUUCUCAGCUUACAAAUUUGGAGAGGAAGUGGCAGCACCAUGAGCAAAAUAACUUUAUGAUGAAGGAAUUCAUAGCAACAAAGAGUCAGGAGAGUGACUACCAGCCAGUAAUGAAGAACGUGAGAAAGCUGGUCACGGAAUACAACAAAGCUCUCAUAGAAGCUUUACAGAACACCAAGAGCUGAACCCAGGCACUUCCUUCCUGCCCCCAUGGACCAACAAUGAGGGAUGUGCAUAGGCAGCAUGGAAAGCUGAGCCACUGAGCUCAUGUGCUCACCACAGCUGUGACAGAUGUUCUUAAAACUAUUUUUCCAAGUUUACAGAAAUCACAGAUUUUAGUAGUACUCCUUUUUUUGCAAUGUUUGAAAAUAUUUAGAAAAAAAAUUACAAAUUGUAGAAACAUGUAGAACCACAAAUACUGCAUAAUAAGUGUAAAAUCAUCAGAAUGUUUUACUGAGGUGCACUGCUGGAUUGUGAAGAUGAAGCUUCAGUAUGCUUUACACAAUGAAUAUCUAAUUGUCUUUUAGUCCUACCCCUGACGAACAGAAUGGGAUUUUUCCCUGAAUAAGGACUGCCCGAUGGACUCUCAGAUGCAUUAUCUUAAAUGAAAGCAUGUAAAAUAAGUAGUAAUAUCAGCAUACCUUCCCUAUUUAAAUAGCAAUUCAUAACAAGUAAAGGAAAUAUGUAAGGACAACAAGCAGCCUCUUGACAGAAUUCUUCUGUAUUAUAAAGUCUUAAAAUAAAAGCAAAUUUAUUUUAAGGAUCUGUUAGCAAAUUUUCAUUUCCCAAGGGAAAACUGAUUAACUUGUAGAGCAUGUCCUUAUUUCAUCUUUUUAAUAUAAGGACAGAACUAUGAUAAAAUGUAGUGAAAUACAGCUAAUACUGACCUUGUGCAGAGCAUUUUAAUUCUGUGGUAUUCACCAAUAAAGGAA